UCUUUAUAUCGUCAUAACCCAUUCAUGUUUAACAUUUUAAACACACAAACAGUCAGAAUAAAGUGUUUUCAUCAGCAGCAGUUGUGAAGUGCUGUGUGAUGUUUGUGACAUUUAAAAAAAAAAAAAAAAAAAAAAAGCUUAGCGUGACCUUUUAUAUCACAGAUCCUUUGAACUCUUCCCACAGCAAAUAAAAGAGGGGGUGCGGGUCAAAACGCAGAGCCAAGGAGCCCAACUGAGCAGACUCUGCUGCACAACUCGAGCUGGCAGUGCAUUUUUUGUGUCGGUGAUGUCAGGAAAGAUGUGCAGCGGCAGCAACAGCAUCAUUCAGGCCCAAAAGCUGGUGGAUCAACUCCAAAUUGAAGCAGGCAUGGAGAGAUUCAAGAUCUCCCUCACGGCGGCGGAUUUAGUCCAGUACUGUCAGGAGCACAGACGCAGCGAUCCUCUGCUCACCGGCAUAUCUGCCUCGUCCAACCCUUUCAAAGACAAGAAGACCUGUGUGCUGCUCUGAGAUCCCCACCAGACGGCCACCCCGACCGGAUUAGUUUAGAAAUUGACAUUUUCCCUGUUGUGUGCUCACUGCCUCAUCUGUGAACAGUAGAUGCGAUUCCCGAUGCUGAAUUUUCACGGCUCUUAAUGGAUCAGCUAAAGUUUCACACAGGACUUGGAAACAUGCAUAAGAGCAGAAG
Messenger RNA from Fundulus heteroclitus (mummichog), 686 nucleotides. RefSeq names its product guanine nucleotide-binding protein G(I)/G(S)/G(O) subunit gamma-7-like. The transcript is spliced from 3 exons. Gene Ontology annotation, molecular function: G-protein beta-subunit binding. The coding region runs from base 287 to 508 and encodes 73 amino acids. Gene Ontology annotation, cellular component: heterotrimeric G-protein complex. The record is from RefSeq and is a predicted model, not a curated record. Gene Ontology annotation, biological process: G protein-coupled receptor signaling pathway. NCBI's taxonomy places the organism in Eukaryota, Metazoa, Chordata, Actinopteri, Cyprinodontiformes, Fundulidae.